AUGUCUGGGGACAGCGGGUCUGGAAAAACUCAAAUAGAUUUGCCUGCAAAACUCCCAGAAAAACCUUCCCGUUUGAAAACAGGAAAGAAUGUUAAUAAAUCCAAUGUAGAUUGCUCGUCAUCAUCGACAUCUGGCACUCAGUUUUUCAGAAAAAAAAGACAUAAUGAUACAUUUGAGAAAAUAACUACAGAUGAAUACUUUGGAAAGUCGGAAUCUAUAUCUGGGUCGUCUUUAACCUUCCAUUGUGUCCAUGGACCUGAAGGUAAACUGUACACAGAGAAAGGGCUUUUGACGAGAAACCUUAUUAAGGAACUGGAUCCGAUACCAUUUGAUCCUGAUUGGAAUGAUAAAUGUCCCCCUGCUUAUGGUUGGGACAUUGCUGAGAAAUUGGAAUUCUUAGUGACGGACACAGUCGGUGUAAGCCAACAUGAUCGGCUCGAAGCUCUCCUCAAUGAUUUCACCAAAAUGUCAAGCAAUGGAUAUGUAUAA
Molecule: messenger RNA, 489 nt
Organism: Diatraea saccharalis (sugarcane borer)
Lineage: Eukaryota; Metazoa; Arthropoda; Insecta; Lepidoptera; Crambidae
Source: the annotation of a GenBank genome assembly